Pieris napi is the source of this 1887-nucleotide messenger RNA. RefSeq names its product putative nuclease HARBI1. Lineage: Eukaryota; Metazoa; Arthropoda; Insecta; Lepidoptera; Pieridae. The record is from RefSeq and is a predicted model, not a curated record.
AUACAUAUAUUUAUUUUUGAUUAAUAUUCAUAAAUAAAUAACAAAUAUAUAUUUAUUUUAAAGUAACCAAAAAUCGAUUGUUUUAGAUGAAUAAAAAGCGACUAUGCCGUAAGGGGUUUCUGAAUGUAUUUGAAGAUUCUUCGUCCCGGAAGUUACUCCAGAUCCCUUCAGUGAUGACGGAGAAUACGGAAGUGACAAGGAUUAUGAUCCAGAACCUAUAAAUAUUCAUAGCGACAGCCCACUAACGCCCGAACCCAUUAACCUAUCUAAAUCCAUAAUCCACCAUCUGAGAUAAAAAUCUCAAUCCAAAUGUUGUAUAAAGUGUGCCACUAACCAAUCGACGGAUUGUAAUAGUCAUCUGGCGAUACAAGCUAUCCAUGUGAGGUCCGAUCGGUGUCUGUGGAUAGACCUUUGUAUGAAAAUGACAGUUCAGCUGUGCCAAUAUUCAUCUUAAAGUUUUUACAUAUUGUUUGACGGGUGAUUGCAGAUUGCAUUUGCAAUCCCCCAAUUAUCUCGGAUUACUGAUGAUAAAAAUAUGGCCUUACAAUUAAUAUAUUCAAGUGAUAGCGAUAGUGAUAGUGAUCUGGAAGUUUUAGGAUUAUUAUCAGAUUCGGAAAGUGAUGAUUCCAUCAAUAACGGACCAAGACCAAGACCAAGGCGGAUAAAACGAAUAAAUUUUAUGCAUAAUCUAAACGAUACCGACUUCACUUUUAGAUUUAGGUUAAAUAAACCUGCAGUGGAGUUACUUUUGACCUAAAUUAUGCCCUUUGUACGAGUAACAUCGAUGCGAAAUAAUGGCGUGCCACCACUACAUCAGCUUUUAUUGACGCUGCGGUUUUAUGCAUUGGGCACAAUGCUAAUUUCUGUGGCUGAUUUCAUAGGCGUUUCCAAAUCUUCUGCAGGCAGAAUAGUGCGGGACAUAUCCGUCGCAAUCGCCAGAUUGUACGAUAAAUAUUUGUAAAUUGUAAUGCACCAACAAGGUGCAGAUAAAUUUUAUUCAAUAGCACAAUUUCCUCGGGUUCUUGGUGCUAUUGACUGUACUCAUAUUCGCAUUCAAUCUCCAUGUCUAACUAUUGGAGAGGAAUUUAGAAAUAGGAAAAACUAUUUUUCAUUGAAUGUCCAAGCAGUUUGUGAUGCAGAUUUGAGACUAAUGAAUGUGGUUGCUCGUUGGCCUGGCUCAACACAUGAUGCCACCAUUUUUAAUAACUCUGUCUUGAGAGCCCAAUGUGAUUCAGGAGCAUUUGGUAAUCGAUGGUUGCUUGGUGAUAGUGCAUAUCCUAAUAGAAACUAUUUAUUGACACCAAUAUUAAGUCCCGUUUCUGAUCAUGAACAGAGAUACAAUUAUGCUCAAAUAAAAACAGAAAUACCAUUGAAACGUAAGACUUUUGUAGUGUGGAAGCGCCGCUUCCCUGUAAUAGCCCUAACCCUGCGAUUAUCGCUUCGAACUGUUCAAGCUGUCAUUAUUGCUACAGCAGUUCUCCACAAUAUCUGUAGAAGUUAUAAUCUGGCAGAAGUUUCUCCAGAAGUUGAGUUGCCGCCCACUGAUAUUGCAGAUAUAUCAAUGAAGGACCACAAAAUGCAGGAGUACAUGAUAUCAGACAGCGAACUGAUUUAGUAUUAAUUACUUUAGAAAUUAGGGUCAAAUUAUUUUUAUUGUAAAUGUUAAAUAAUACACAUAUAUUAUAAAAUAAUAGUUUUAUUUUGUUCUUAUACUAUAUACAAGUAUAUAGUAAAAAUACAAGUUUAAAAAAUAGUUCGGGAUCUUUCUUAUAUUUCCUAGGAAGUACAGCGAAUGGGGUUACAGUUGAGCUUCUUCUACGUCUUUCCCUAUUGUAGUAUGAAUAACUAUGUACAGUAAAAGCUCUUUAUUCGCGGGGUAUAUGCCGC